UUGCUUCUGACUUUAUUUGCAUUUUGAUAAAGCUGAAUCUCCUGUUAAAUAAACCACAGCGGAACGCUUCGGUUUUUGCGGAAACGAGUGCGGAAGGAAAACUGUGCAGGAGUGCAGCCUCCGGACAGAAUUAACGGUAACACCAGCUGGAUACAUGUGAGUGUUGUCGUGGAUACGGAGCAAUGCGGCGACUGUACGUCGGCGGGUUGAGCCACUCGAUCACCCAGAAGGAUCUGAAGGAUCGAUUUGGAAAGUUUGGAGUUGUGGAGGAUGUGGAGCUCCGGACCAGGAAGGACGAUGAAGGGGUUCCUUACAAAACAUUCGGCUACAUUAACAUCAACAUUUCAGACGCAGACCUGAAGAAAUGUAUGACGGUGCUGAACAAAUCGAAAUGGAAAGGAGGAACUCUGCAGAUUGAAACAGCCAAGGAGAGUUUCCUGCACAGACUUGCUGAGGAGCGGCAGGAGGCGGAAGAACAGCGCCUCCAGCAGCCCGCAGCUGAGGACAAGAGACAGAAGAUGCUGGACUCCCUGAGCAAAGCUGGUGUACACGACUUCACCAUGAAGGCUGCGGUGCCGGGAACCGAAAUACCAGGACAUAAGGACUGGGUGGUCAGUAAAUUCGGACGAGUCCUCCCCGUCCUGCAGCUCAGUUGUCGGAAAGGCAGCAAAGCUCGAACUCUGAAGUACGACCCGUCCAAGUACAGCCACAACAUCCGCAGGCUGAAUCCGCCCACCGAGGACGAGUCCACACCUGUCACCCAGCUCACCUGGGAGGUAUCGGGAGGAGAUGAUGACAUCAGCAAGAAGAGGCGGGGCGAGUUCCCCCCAUAUCAGCCACCGAGACCCAAGAAGAGUCGGACAGACGUGGUCAUCUCCCGUAAUGCUGUCGGCAGAAUCGGAUUCGAGAAGAUUGAAUCUGUCAACAACGCCGAGGCUCAUCGGGUCACCAACGGAUUUGAACUUCCAACCUACCACAGACUGGCUCAGAGGAGAGGGGCACUUGUAGCUGACAGUGACGACGAUUCAGACGAGGAAAUCCGCAGGCUGGUGGCGGUUCAGCAGAGCUCCCAUGGUGCACUGUGGCAGGAAGCAGAGGAGGAUAACCUAGAAGUGGUCGGACAUGACUACUUGGUGAAGUCUGGACUCUCCGGUCAGCAGCAGAAAGGUAGGCCAGAUGAUAAAGACGAUGAAGACUACGAUUCUGCCGACACGGAUGAAUUAUUCGCUUCCAGGAAACCUCCACCGCAGGAGAAACUUACUCAACUCGCUGCAGAAGACGUCUCGGGAAACAACACAGACAGGAAGAGAAAGACGAAGAAGAAAAAUAAAGCUGGUGAGCAAGAGGAAGAGGAGGAAAAGUACGAUUCAUCAGAUGCUGAAGAACACCUCCCCUCCAGAAAACCUUCCUCCUCACAGCACAGAGAGGAUUCUGGGAAACAAGGCAGCAGCUCUGAGAACCAAAGUAAGAAGAUGACAGUCCUCCCUGUUGUAAAACCCCCUUCCUCAGAAUCAGAUAGUGAUGAGGAGGAUGAUGAUGAUGAAUCAGAUGAUGAUGAUGAUGAAGAUGAUGAGGAGUUAGAAUCAGCGGAUUCAGAUUCAGAUUUAGAUUAUGAAGCCAUGUUUUCUAAUGUGACCCGUCUGGAGAUCUCCCUGGCUGAUCUACAGAAGCUCGCUGAAGCUUCCCAGGAAACCUCUGGUACUACAUCUCCCAGCAUGCUCAGCGCACAAGAAACUAACCUCAUGUCCAACCCCGGUGAACGACCUGCUCCCAAGAAAGGCACUAUGCCGGAAGAAAUCCUCGCUGCCAUCAUGGAGGAGGACAGCAGCGAAGACGAACGGAAGAAGAAAAAGAAGAAAAGAAAAGACGUCACGGCGACGCUGCUGCCGGCCUUCCAGGGGACGAGAGCGCUGAAUGAGGGAUCAGACACAGACGAGUGUCAGAAGAGACAGAAAGAGGAGGAAGAGGAGGGAAGUGUGGUUAAAAAACAGAAGCUGGACUCUGAAGUUUCUCAGAUGAAUCACAAAGCAACAGACAGCAAAACCAGCAGGACUCUGAGCGGACAGAAACACACAGAAACGGAGAAGAUGAUGUCAGAGAGCAGUGAGGAAGACGAGGAGGAGGAGGAGGAGGAGGAGGAGGAGGAAGAGGAGAAAAGGGAGGAGCUGGUGAAGAGCGUGGGUACUCCAAAAGUUUUAAAAAAGGCUCCAACUAAAGUUCCAGUAAAUGCUGAGAAAGCUGAAACUGGCUCCUCCUCUAGCAGUGAUGAUGAGGAGGAGGAGGAUGAUGAGGAUGAGGAAGAGGAGGAGAAGAUAAAAGCCACUCAGAGCGUUCUUAUAGCUAAAGCUGCAGCAAAGGCUUCACCUUCAUCCUCCAGCUCCUCCAGUGAGGAAGACGAGGACGAGCAAGAGAUUCCUUCUGCUAAAGAUGCUGUGAAAGCGGCACCUCCCCCUGCUUUUGACAGCGAGUCCUCUUCCAGCGAGGAGGAGGAGGAGGAUGAAGAGGAGAAGGUGCCUGCUCCUCCUCGGGUGGUGUUAGGGGCUAAGGAGGAAGAGGAGCGGCAGAGGAAGGCCAACAUGAGGAGGCUUGCUGCCGUCCAGCAGAGACAGAAAGAAGCUGAAGAACACAAGAAGCUCAUCCAGGGAGCUCUGGCCAACCUGGACACUCCGGCGGCAGGAGCAGGGAAACACAUCGUCUUUGGCUCUGAUGAUGAUGAUGAUGAAGAUGAUGAUGAAGAUAAGCAGCAGACACCCUCAGAGGUCACAACGUCAAAGAAGACCCUGUUCCAGGACAGCCAAUCAGAGGACGAGUCUACAGAUGAUGAGGCAGCAGCCAAUGAGAACGGCCCAACAAAAGAGAAGGUGCGUCUGAAGCCGUCGGGCCCUCAGCUGUUCGGCAACAGUGAGGAUGAGGAGGAUGGCGAUGAAGAGGAGGAUGACAGCAGGUUUGACAUCAGGCCUCAGUUUGAAGGUCGAGCAGGACAGAAGCUGAUGGAGCUGCAGUCUCGCUUCGGGACAGACGACCGUUUCCGGAUGGACUCUCGAUUCCUGGAGGAGGAUGAGGACAAAGAGGAGGAGUCAGAGAGGAAGACGAGCGUGACCGAGGAGGACGAGGCUCUUGAGGAGGAGAGGAAGAAGAACCUGUCCAUCUUGCAGGGCGUCCUCGGCAGCAGCCAACAAACCUGCAGCAGCAAGACAGCCGUCAAAGCCAAGACCUUCAGAGACGUCUCAGCGCUCCAUUACGACCCAAGCAGAGAGGAACACGCUGCGUUUGAGACCAAAACGGACGAAACCAAGAAGGAGAGCAAGUCGGCCAGGAGGAAGAAGAGGGAAGAGGCUCAGAAGCUCCCUGACGUUUCUAAGGAGAUUUUCUACGACGUGUCCGGAGACCUGAAGGCCCUGUUCGGUCAGACGAAGGAUGACGUCGCUGGAGGAGAAGAGAAGACGAGCUGGGACCAAGAGGAGGAAGAGGAAGAAGUGGACCAAGGAGGGAAGGAAGAAGAGCAGAUCCCUCUGUCAUCUCUCCUCUCAGCAGAUACCAGCGCAAAGACAGAGGAGUCGUCCGGGUUUAAAUUCUCCUUCUUUGGAGACGACACAGAGACAGGAAGUACAGAGACGGCAGCAGCAGCAGAGUACAAGGUGGAGAGCAUCCAGGCUCCAAAGGUGUCAUGGCAACAAGACCCACGUUUACAAGACAGCAGCUCGGAGGAGGAAGAGGAAGAGGAGGAGGAGGAGGAGGAACAUGAGGAGAAAAUCAGCACUGUCGCUAAAACCACAGAAGAGGAGACUCCCUCGAAGAAAGAGCUCUUCUUCUUCUACCCUGAAGACAGCAGAUUGACAGAGGGUCCGAGGUUGUUCUGUCGUUCCUCUCAGCUGGAGGAGCAGAGGGAGCAGUGGGAGGAAAUGAGGAGCGCGCUCAGACAGGAGUACCGCAAGAAACACAAAGACGCCCGCAGGAAGCUGAAAUCCUCCCACAGGAGCUGAGGAUUAUGGGAAGUGAAGUCUCUGUGUUUCAGUUUUGGACUCACUGGUCUGGACUUCAGAAUCAGGAGCUGACAGAUUAUUUCCUUCUUCUUGGUGUCAUUUUGACUGAUUUUUAACAGUCUGAAGGAGGGAAGAAGAAAACCAGACAUCAGGAGAAAGUUAAAGAAUAUCAGGUUUAUUUUUUUAUUUUAAUAAACACUGAGAAGACCUUUUGUUGUCAGAGCUUCCUGUUGAAACAGCUGCAUCUGAUUCUCUCGUUGAACUUCUGGACAAACAGCAGCAGCAGCAGCAGCCAGUCACAGCUUCAGAGGACCAAACCUGUUAGACAUAAAUGAAUGAAUGAAUAAACAAAAUGGUCAAAUGAACAGAGAAAUAAAUAUAUUAAUAAUGAAAUAAAAAUAAUAAAUAUGAAAAGGUCAUUGUUGCUUCAGGGUUCAGGAUAGAUGUAUUUUGUUAAUCCAUUAAUUUAUUUUUUGUCAUUUAUUUCUCCAUUUAUUUGGCUAUACUAUUCAUUCAUUCUUUUUUUUGUAUUAGUCAGGUUUGGUCCUCCAUACAUCACAUCAUAUAGUAUAUUUCUGUGUCACUGUUGGUGCCACAGCUGAAGUCAAAGUAAUGAGACUUGUGAUUUUCACUGUGGACUUGUUUGCCUCAUUACAGUUGAUUUGAGAAGCUUCAAUGUCACUUUGUGCUGUAAAAAUAAAGUGAAAUGAGAUUGUUUAUCUGAACAUGAA
Messenger RNA from Thunnus maccoyii (southern bluefin tuna), 4714 nucleotides. RefSeq names its product nucleolar protein 8 (gene nol8). NCBI's taxonomy places the organism in Eukaryota, Metazoa, Chordata, Actinopteri, Scombriformes, Scombridae. The transcript is spliced from 18 exons. Gene Ontology annotation, molecular function: RNA binding. The coding region runs from base 183 to 3983 and encodes 1266 amino acids. The record is from RefSeq and is a predicted model, not a curated record.